Messenger RNA from Didymodactylos carnosus, 228 nucleotides. The record is from the annotation of a GenBank genome assembly. NCBI's taxonomy places the organism in Eukaryota, Metazoa, Rotifera, Eurotatoria, Philodinida, Philodinidae.
AUGGCCUAUCCAAUUACCCCAUCAAUUUCUAUUGUUGUUUCCAAUUGCUCCAUUUCAAAUCUAAUGGAUAAUCGCCAGCCACAAGAUGAGGGGAAACUAUCGGGUUUAGACUUACAACCCGUCGCAGACGAGAUACUAUCGUUUCCUUUCGCAACAACUGAUCAUCGUCAAGAAAGACCAGGAAUAACAAUAUUCGAUGAAAAUGAAUUAGACGAUAUAAAAAUUUAG